Zeugodacus cucurbitae (melon fly) is the source of this 1828-nucleotide messenger RNA. Its product is annotated as putative gustatory receptor 58a. Gene Ontology annotation, biological process: sensory perception of taste. The transcript is spliced from 2 exons. NCBI's taxonomy places the organism in Eukaryota, Metazoa, Arthropoda, Insecta, Diptera, Tephritidae. The record is from RefSeq and is a predicted model, not a curated record. The coding region runs from base 106 to 1332 and encodes 408 amino acids. Gene Ontology annotation, cellular component: membrane.
GAUCAGCAAAUAAAUUGUCUAUCAACGAUUACAACAACAAGUAUGCAAUAAUAUUUGCAAAGCAACUUAGAAAGCUUUAAUUCACACCUCAGUAUAAUACAAAAGAUGUUACGCGCACGUUUAUUUCGCUUUGUACUGAAUACUUCUUAUUACAACUCGCUAAUUGUGGGCCUACUACCAGCUCCACUGGAGCGAAGAAGUCUUGGGUUUCGCGACACACGCUUUUAUCUCGCGUACAGCGCUCUCGCCCAUGCUUUUUGUGUAAUCGUCUCGACUUAUGCCGGUUACUACUACUUCAGCUUUGGCUUCAUGACUAGCGAUCCCAUUUUGCAGUGGACCUACAGCGCAACACAUCUGACGAAGAAUCUCUUCAUGGUGGUACUCGUCAAGGAGUUAUGGUGCAAAAGAACGCGCAUAAAGUCAGCAUAUACGGAUUAUUGUGAACUUGAAGAGCGGCUGCAAGCUUUUGCGGCAGCGGCAAGUGGACCAAAUGUCGUAGAAAGUAGUGAGCCACUCAAGACGACAACCCUCGAUCGCCGCUUAGAAAAUCUUAUAAUUUUCAAAUUCUUUCUCUCUUACGUUCUCAUUGUGAUGAAUGCGUAUAACUUUUUGUCUCAACACCCCGGCACUGAUGCCAGUUACAUUCCGAUCACAUAUAUUUCAUUUGCACUGAACACCUAUAUGCUAACCGUAUCGGGAAAUUUCUUCAAUAUAUUCAGCCAACUCUACCGACAGUUCUCGCAAAUAAAUGCACAUUUGGAAGCGCUCUUCAAACAACUACAAUGUCAAAUGUCACGCGUACCCAGUGGUGAAGUUGUCGCUGGUCGCAUCAACACUCUGGCCAGGCUACAACUCGCUGGCUAUCGUCUGACGCAACGCAUAUUCACAAUCGGCGAGUUCACAUUGGCUGCCUUAUUGCUGCGUCUAUUUACCGCUAAUAUGCGUACGGUAUAUGGCACCAGCAUGCUCCUCAGCCAGAAUCAGACAGGGAACUUGUGGUCGCAGGCCAAUGAACUCUUCUUUACCGCCGUCUUCUUUGGUGAUACGGCAAUGGUGAUGGGUAUGCUGGAUGCGGUGUUGGCAAAAUGCAAUCAUACCGGACAGUUGCUGAGGGAUUAUGCCGAGCUGGUUGAGAUCUGUGAUAGUCCUAACUUGAAACGAGCGUUGGACACAUUUUCCUCUCAGCUGAGCUGUCACAAACUUCGCUUUAUGUUAUGUGGUCUCUUCGAAUUCAACAAAGAAGCUUCGCUGCAAUUCUUUUUACUUGUAUUGGUAAAAACUACAGUGCUCGUGCAAUUUGACAUGCAAAAUAAGUUAAGAGUUAAGGGGUAAAAUAAGAUUUAAAAAAUGUAGAUAUAAGAACGUCUUUUCUUAAGAGUCGGUAAAUAAGUUAGCAAAGCUUCUUCAAAUAAAUGUGUCGGACAACCUUAAAAUCGAACUUUUUGUCCGCCGAAGAGAGGUGUGCGUCUAAUAGAAGAUGUCGUUAGAAGAUGUUUCUCUGUAUUCGCCGUUUCUUCUUCAAACAUCGCUUUCAAUAAAAUCCAGUAUAAUAUUUUUUUUAUUUUUAUAUUUUGCAAUGCAAUAUUUAUUGUUGUAUUUAAAAUGUGUAAAAAAAUUAAAUACAGGUCUUGAAAAUCAUUAUUUUUUUAUACACAUAUGUAUGUACGUAUGAAGGUGAAUUGGUAGAGAACCGCUAAGAUAUGAUGCAAAUAUGCAUGGCCUGAAAUAAAUUAAUUGUUAAAAUAUAAAAAUAUUGUUUAUAACAUUUAAAAGUUUAUGCUGAAAGCGUGGAAUAUCAUAUAUUUUUCAAAGUAAAAAACAAUUAAUA